AUGGGAGCCCAAAGCUGGAUGCGUUAUGUCACCCCAAACGUUGCCAUGGAGAUGUGGAACCUUCAGGACCCUAGUGAUGUCAUUAUUGGUUUUGGCGCCAGACAGGCUUUUAGCUGGACAGCACCGUUGUCAGAACCCAGGAUCCAGACUCUCAAAGAUCGUAUGUGGGCAGAGCAGCACUUGUCCACGUUUGACGUGGCUAUCCAGCUUCCAGAGAGUCUGGUCAAGAACACAGUACAGUACUCGGACUCGCCUCUGAGACUGACCAUGUUCAUCUAUCGUAAGACGGGACUUUUCGUUGGGAGCCGAGCUGCAGACAAGGACCAGGGGGUAGUGAACAGUGCCGUCAUCUCAGCCAGCCUUGGUGGUCGCAGAAUCUCCAGUCUAGAAGAUAAAGUCCGCCUUGUCUUCAAACCAUUCCGGGAACCAGUCAAUGAUGACCAGUCCAGCCAGUGUGUUUUCUGGGACACGGAGUCCGGUGGUAGUGCCCAGUGGUCAUCGGCUGGCUGUGUCUACAAUGGAACUGUUAAUGGGAGGACAGUUUGUCUUUGCGAUCAUUUGACGAACUUUGCUAUUCUCACGGAUUUCUAUGGUGACAGAGUCCCAAUUUCCAAGGGUCACGAAACAGCUUUAACAGUUUUGACAAUUAUCGGCCUAAUACUGUCAAUUAUUGGACUCGCCAUUACUAUCAUCACAUUUUUGGCUUUCCAAAAACUACGACAAGGUCGCGCCCAACAAACCCUGUUCAACAUGUCCGUAGCUCUGCUCUGCUUCCAAACGACCUUUCUCAUAGGGGUCAAACUGACGUCAGUGAUGCCUUUAUGUUUGGCGGUGUCGGUUCUUCUCCACUACUUCGUCCUCGUCUCCUUCGCCUGGAUGUUGAUAGAGGCGGUGCUGCAGUAUCUGACCUUCGUCAAAGUGUUGGGUACUUAUGUGUCCAGGUACACAUUGAAGACGGUGCUUCCUGCUUGGG
Candidula unifasciata is the source of this 973-nucleotide messenger RNA. NCBI's taxonomy places the organism in Eukaryota, Metazoa, Mollusca, Gastropoda, Stylommatophora, Geomitridae. The record is from the annotation of a GenBank genome assembly.